Molecule: messenger RNA, 3508 nt
Organism: Caenorhabditis auriculariae
Lineage: Eukaryota; Metazoa; Nematoda; Chromadorea; Rhabditida; Rhabditidae
Source: the annotation of a GenBank genome assembly
AUGAUCGGCUCCCCAACCAAACUGCUCUUGUUUCUCGGCGUCGUCGUUGCCGUCUUUGCCGUGCCGGUGCCUUCAGAAGACAAGGACCCCACACGAUGCACCUACGACAACCAAGAUUACAAGAACCAGAGCACCUGGGUGCGUUUUUUCUCCUCACAUUGAUAUUUUAUCAGCAUUUUUGACCAAAAAAUGUUUGAGACAGUACUCUGGAAUUCAGGGAUGCAAUUUGAAUUUCAGAUAGUUAAAAAGCGUAGUUUCACAAUAGACUGAAGCGUUGAGAUCUUAGAACUUUUAUUCAGCACCAAUGUUUUUGUUUCAAGAUCUUAUUGGCUAACGCCGAAAAAAACUAUCAGUGAAGCAUUGCCAGUCGACCCGGUCGCAACAGCAAAUGUUAUGUACCUACCCGGUAAAUCCUGGAUUAAGUAGAUGUGUGCAGGUGGCACAAGAAGCGUUCAAAAUGAAGUGCGUGACGUCAGAGAAUGGCUCCUGGAGAACCGAGGUCAUCAGCUGCGUGGUUCCGGCCAAGAUGCGCCACUGUAAGGACCAGAAGGGCUGCGAAGACCUCCACAUCAAUGUGAACGACAAAAAAGACGACGGACAGGACAUGUUCGAGUGCGUGAGCGGCAACAACCAACAGGUCAAUCUUAAACACUCGAAAGCGGCCAAAGCCGAUUGCAAGAACCACAAAUACGGUAGGAAUAAGUCUGACUGAGGAAUAUAUGUUUUGAUCUGCAGGAACAACGUGGCGCGAAGGCUUCUUCAGGUACAAAUGCCAGGAAGGAGGAGUCAUCAAGCUCGAGGCGUGCAUCACAGCUGAAAACUCGGAAAUUCCACUCGGAGAGACUUUGAAGGUUGAAAGAACAAAUCAAGUUUCGCUUCACUGACUAAUUAUCAGAUCAAUGAUAAUUUUUUUCACAAGAGACAAUUUUGUCAACUUUUAUUUAAACUGAGAUGAAACCCAAUUGUUUAGUACGAUUUUAAAAAAAGAAAAAAACUAAUUUCCAUCACUUUUUUUCGCACCCAAAAAUUUCCAAAGCUUGACAGGUUCAUUACUUUUUAAAUUAAACUAUUUAAAAGAAACUAAAAAAAUCUCUCGAAGCGAGUGAUUCUUCUCAGGUUCUUCUUGGGUAUAUAAGCAUACAGAGCUUUGUUGCAUUUCUAAAAGAAAAAAGGCUACAUCUGGAAUCGGGGCGGAUGCCCGAGCCGAUUGCAAAUUUAAAGCUAGUAGCGACUACUCAGCAGCUUGAAGACAGAGAUAUUGCAGAUGGACAUGUACGAUAUCUCUUGCACUAUGGACGACAAUGGGGUCGUCUCGAUGAAGUCGAAAAGCGACAGCAGCCGCGUUGUCUGCAAGACUUCCGAAGGAGUUAAUAAAAAGUUUGGUAAGUCUCUUGUUUGCAGAGUACGACUAUAAGAUUUUUCACACUAUUUUUAGGAGAAAAAUGGAACGAUAAGAGUUUUGUCAAAAAGUGUAGCGACUAUGGAGUCACGCGAAUCGUCGCCUGCAGAGUCAGUCACAUUUUCUUUUCCUCUCGAAGUCGGCGUUUCAGGAUGACUCGGUCGAGGAAGAGAUUCCUGUCGGAAAGAACGUCACUGUCAACGGCAAGACCUUCAGGUAAUAAUUGCAUAAAUGCUUCGGAUUAACUCAUCUUUGAGUUUCAGCUGCUACAAAAACGAAAGCUCGUUCGCCCUCCGUGUUUUCACCAACAAGGAAUGACAUAUCAACUAGUUUUUACCUCAAUUCAGUUUCUCCCAAUAUUUUUUUGAGAGAAAGCACAGUUUUUGAACAAAAUUAGUCUAGGCGAUUCAUCUUUUUCAGAAAGACUACUUUAUGAAAAUCAAUUAAAGGAAUUGUGAGUUUCAAUGUGAGAUAAAAAAUUUGGAAACUGUUCUUGUACUACGCGCCAACAAUGUGAUUAAAAAAAUCUGUGACCUCCUUAUCAGCCAGGACUUGCGGAAGUCUGGUUUUUCUUCGCAUUUUCGACUCUUUAGCUACGCUUCCAUUUGUUUACUUUUUACUUUUACUAUUUUCGGUCGGUGAGAUAAUAUAAUGCAAAGACCGGUUAGAAAAUUUUAAUUUUUUGCUCUCAAUAUAUUUCAAGAGGCUUCAGUACUACAGAUAAAUGCAAUCUUUAUUUUCCGUACGCCAAACUUUUUAGAGAACGUGGUGCGAGCACGCCGGAAUCAAGUACGAUAAUCAAAGCUACUGGGUAUAUAACGAAGGCAUGAUUAUGGAUUUGAAUGAUGCUUUAGUUCGAUCAAGACGUCUUCAAAUACAAGUGCGAGCUGACGCCAAACAGGACAAUGGGUGCAAUAAUCGUCGGGUGCAAGACGCCCUCUGGAAAAGAAGUUGGUCUAGCCAAUGUUCUUCUCAGAGUUUUCUUGAGAUUGCUAUCGGAGAAACAGUCGAAAUCGGAGACACCGCUUUCGAAUGUACCAAGGGAAACGUCACCUUGCGCUCAGGCCCAGUCAAAAAUGCUCUUUGUCUUCGAAAGUACAAAACCGGUGAGGCCUUAGAACAGACAGAUAACCUACUAAACUGUGAUAUAGGAUCACGUUUGUCUGUUUCGGUUAAAAAAAAAUGAAACACAUUUCCGUUUAAAAUCUUGACUCAUGUGGUCGCUCUCAUUCUGAGUCUUCCGCGUAGAGCACGGUCUCUGGGAUCUAGCACAACAUCCGCUACAAUCAGAGCUCGUCAAGACGCAACUGGAGAGACUACGUGCAGAAGAAAGAGACGAAGGAUCAUGCUUAACACUUAGUUAAAUACAAGUUUGGGACUUAUAGUCCGCCAAAGACGAUUGUUAUGAUUUUAAUUUUGAAAAGCCUUAAGUUUCAUUGUUUCUGAACGUAGUUCAUAAGCGUAUGGGUAGUCCUACUUUCAAAAAACAAAAUUUAAUCGCCUUCCGAGAAAAUUUUUGGACUACAGGAGAAGAAUGGACGGAUGGUACCUUCAAAAUGCGAUGUGAGCCUCACGGUAAGACCUCAGCCGUCGCUUGCAUGGCUUGGAACAAUACUGAAAUCAGCGUCGGAGAAUCAAAAAGAGUUUUGAGCUUUUUUUUGAGCCUUAUAGCUUCCUCUUUUUUUCAGUUGGACGGAAUCACGAUGGAGUGCGCAUCAGAAAAUGGAAAAGUUAUUCUGAGACCCAAGAUGGGAGCAGAUUGUGUGGCAGAAGACGGGUCGAUCAAGAAAAGCGGUGAAGUUGGACAGAAGUUUUUGGGAAUUGCCUAUUUCAAGGUGAUAUUUGGCACGAGAAGGCGUUUGUUCGACGUUGCUCCGAAUACGGAUACAAUGACGUGAUCGCUUGCAAGGUUUUCCAUGAACUGUUCUGAAUACGAGCCGAUUCCAGAGUGGAGACCUCGAGAUCGCCGUCAACACCACAGUCACUACCGACGGCGUUCAGCACAUGUGAGAGCUCUCAUUUUUCUGCGAAACUAAGGGUUUCAGAUGCGAGAACAAGGGAAAAACCUUCCGUUACGGACAUCAAAAACAAGCGCCUCUUCCAUCUUAG